Messenger RNA from Eimeria mitis, 981 nucleotides. RefSeq names its product EF hand domain-containing protein, putative. Bases 1 to 981 code for a protein of 326 amino acids. The record is from RefSeq and is a predicted model, not a curated record. Gene Ontology annotation, molecular function: calcium ion binding. Lineage: Eukaryota; Apicomplexa; Conoidasida; Eucoccidiorida; Eimeriidae. The transcript has 6 exons.
AUGCUCACCGUGCAUUGGAGGGACAGUGACGGCCGGCUCAAGUACCUGGAGUUUGUAGAGGCUAUUAUGCCAUCCAACUACCCUUCAUCCCGAAGUUGUACCGACCCACUGGCUGCUGUACGCAGUCUUCCAUGGACCUACACUUUGCGCUUGCUCCGUGGACACCUCAUCGAUCGAUUGCUGCUCACACUCAGCCGCACUCAGUGGCAGCAACAGCAGGCUGGCGCGUCCUACGAGGUGCAGCACGCUACGCAGCAACAGCUCCAACAGCGGCUUAUUACGCCGGCAGUGGCAGGGGUCCUGAAUUCACAGAUUGACACUGAGAGGAGACUUGAGUAUUUGAGGGAGAAGUUAGCAUUGAAAUCUGACUUCAAUCUACUGCAAUUCUGGGGGCUCUUCGACACUGAAGGGAGGGGGUAUGCGACAGCCUUGCACGUACAAGACGCCUUCAACGCUGUUGGACUGAAUAUCUCCCUUACGCAAGCACGUCUUUUUGCUGGUAAACUGAACAGUGAUUCGGAGCCUCGCUUGAGAUAUGCCGACAUGGCGAAGGCGUUUCUCCCUACGAAAGCGAGAUAUGCCGAAGCUAUGAUCAACCGUACUAGCAAUGGGAGUCACAAAUGCCCAGCGCCUCUCACUCACUUGGCCCCUGAAACGCUCGAAAUCGUUGCCGCUAUCUUCGACCUCACUCUUGCGUCCGAAGAGCAGGCCGAGCUAUCGAGGCACCGCCUUUGUUUGAAGGAUCUUUCAGCUGCAUUCCGUGACCUCGACAAGAAUGGAGACGGCUAUAUUACAGCUGCCGAGUUCUCAUCUUCCCUAAUGGCCCAUGGGUUUUGCCCCUCAGAGGCUGAGCUGAAUGCACUUGUCAACCGUUACGAUAAGAACGGGGACAGCAAAGUUUCUUAUGCCGAGUUUGUCAACGAGAUCGGACGCACGAGAUGCCCGAUCGGUUGCUGUCGGCUUAUUUGCCUCUGCCGCUAA